AUGGGGGAAGGAGAUUUUGAUGUCGUUGUUCUUGGAACAGGUCUUGUUGAAUCCAUGACUGCUGCAGCACUCUCUAAAGCAGGUUUCAAAGUAGCGCACCUCGAUGUGAACCCAUACUAUGGUGGAGAUGAGGCCAGCCUUUCCCCUGAGGAACUCAUACAAUGGGCAGACCAGCGACUGUCUCCUCAAAACGCCUCGCCAUAUAUGACCUCACAACGUGUUAAGUACACGUCCGUCCAGCACUCGUCUGUGAUACCUGACCAUGCAAGGCAUUAUUCGAUAUCACUCUGCCCGUCUCUCAUCCCCUCUACCGGAUCACUCAUCUCUUCUCUCGUUGCUUCUGGAGUUUCACGAUACGGUGGCUACAGACUACUCGAGAGGGUCGGAAUAUAUGACCGCGCGACAGGGAUCAGAAAUGUGCCGGGGAGUAAGGAGGACGUCUUCAAGUCCAAGGAGAUGAGCUUGGUCGGAAAACGAAGACUAAUGCGUUUUCUCUUGUUUGCGUCUGGCGAUUUCGAGAAUAGCUCGGAGCUACAAGGCAAGACCGAGGUACCGUUCCUUGCGUUCCUAAAGGACGUGUGGUCUUUGGAACAGCAGGUCUCAGAAGCGAUCGCGUAUGCACUGGCAUUCUGUGUGUCACCCGAAGAUCAAACACUUCUUGCUUUGACACGGUUGCGGCGUUACCUUCGUUCAUCUGGCCGUUAUGGGGCUUCGCCAUUCCUUGUAGGUCACUACGGCGGGUUAGGAGAGAUUGCUCAAGGGUUCUGUCGUGUAUCCGCUGUAAAUGGUGGUGUUUACAUACUUGGCCGGAAGGUCAAUUCGAUCACUCAACCGACAGAAACCGAAGAUCCUUCAGACGACAAGGGCAGAUAUGUAGUUGAUCUUGACGACUUUCCUGAACAUCUCACAACUGAUCUCAUCAUUUCAUCCCCCGACCUCCUACCAGAGAACCUACGGAAGAUAUCUUCUGUACCUCCUGCGCAAGGACCGUCGAUGACGCAGUCGGUCGCAAGAUGCAUCGCUAUCCUUGACGCCCCGCCGCAAUUUCCUGCAACACUAACGCCCGAAACUACGGAAAGUAGCACGGAGACAGAGGAAGGACCGACGCAGUCCCAUGAUAAGCCGAUCGAUACGUCGGUCAUCGUCUUCCCCCCUUCAUCUAUAGCAGACGGGUCAGAUACCGUCGCUCUACAUGCAUUCAUCACCGGCGAGGGCAGUAUGUCCGCGCCAAAGGGCAAAUAUAUCGCCUACCUUUCCUUGCUGUUGGAGAAUUCCAACUCAUCAGCGUCCACCGAAACGAUCCUCAAACCUUACCUCGAUGCAAUCAUUUCCCUCUCAAAGUCUUCAUCCUCUUCCAGUGUCGACUCUGAAGCAACAUUGGCCUCUGACCCGCUGUUCACGAUGUAUUAUACUCAACACCCAACGCUCACACCCACUCCAGCAACAUCCAAUACGCCACCAACAAUCCUUGUCAGCCCAUCCAUCCCAUAUGAUUUAGCAGAGUGUGCGGAUGCUGCCAGUACUGCAGCGGAGUCGCUGUUUCUCAGGACCGUGGAGGUGCACAAGGCGAGGCACCCUGAGGCAUGGGUCGUCGGUACGACGGGUGACAAAGAAGUGGGAAGUGGGGGGGAUGUAUUCGAGGAGAUCAAAGCGUUCUGGCCGCCUCUGGAUGGGGAGCCAGACGAAGAAAUGGAGGAAUGGUAGAUCUAGAGUGCGGAACUUGUUCAUGUUUGACUUGAUUUUGUCUUACCGUUGUAUUACUGAGUCUAUGUAACGCUAGAUCUUUGCACUU
Molecule: messenger RNA, 1792 nt
Organism: Heterobasidion irregulare TC 32-1
Lineage: Eukaryota; Fungi; Basidiomycota; Agaricomycetes; Russulales; Bondarzewiaceae
Exons: 4
Coding region: 1-1704 (567 amino acids)
Biological process (GO): vesicle-mediated transport; small GTPase-mediated signal transduction; protein geranylgeranylation
Cellular component (GO): nucleus; cytoplasm; Rab-protein geranylgeranyltransferase complex
Molecular function (GO): GDP-dissociation inhibitor activity
Source: RefSeq, a predicted model, not a curated record